Erythranthe guttata (spotted monkey flower) is the source of this 495-nucleotide messenger RNA. The record is from RefSeq and is a predicted model, not a curated record. NCBI's taxonomy places the organism in Eukaryota, Viridiplantae, Streptophyta, Magnoliopsida, Lamiales, Phrymaceae.
AUGGUUUGGCACAGAGGAAAAAACAUGGCUACAGUUUAUCUCAUACUGCUCUUCGGAGCAACCGCUUUCGCCGCCCCAUCUCAGGCGGCGGUGGCUCAUGUCCACCCAUACGAGGAUGAGGCCGACGAGAUCACGGCGGCGGAGGAAAUCAUCAUGAGCACCAGGAAGCUGCUGCAGUCGCCGCCGCAUUCCGGUGGGGACGAUCAGGACGUGCCGCCACCAGCACCGAAGAAGCCGGUUUUUAGGUGGCCGUGGAAGAAGUCGCCGCCGAGAAUCAAGCCGCCACCGGGAAGCAGGCCGCCGUGGUGGAAGCCCUGGGGAAGGAAGAAGCCGCCGCAGGCACCGGGGAGCAAGCCACCGAAGAGGCCGUGGUGGAAGCCCUGGGGAAGGAAGAAGCCACCGCCGGCACCGGGGAGCAAGCCACCAAAGAGGCCGUGGUGGAAGCCUUGGGGGAGAAAGAAGUCGCCACCGCCGCCGCCGCCGCUGCAUGCAUGA